Messenger RNA from Cavia porcellus (domestic guinea pig), 2770 nucleotides. RefSeq names its product potassium calcium-activated channel subfamily N member 1 (gene Kcnn1). The record is from RefSeq and is a predicted model, not a curated record. Gene Ontology annotation, biological process: potassium ion transmembrane transport. The transcript has 9 exons. Gene Ontology annotation, cellular component: neuron projection; neuronal cell body; plasma membrane. NCBI's taxonomy places the organism in Eukaryota, Metazoa, Chordata, Mammalia, Rodentia, Caviidae. Gene Ontology annotation, molecular function: small conductance calcium-activated potassium channel activity; calmodulin binding. The coding region runs from base 418 to 2028 and encodes 536 amino acids.
GCCGGCUCAGCCCAGGGCCAGGGAACCGCGUGCGCCGAGCUGCCGGGGUGCUGCGCCGCGCCGGGUCGGGGGCUGCGCGCCCGCGGCCUUAGUUUCCCCCGCUGGAAAUCGCGCGCCUGCGUCGGCACCGCAGAGGCUCUCCCUGCCCGGGAGCCUCUCGGAUUUGCUGAGGGGAGCAGGGGCGGGCCGGAGGGGCUCCCCUCUCCUCCUCUCCCCACCCCUCCGCUCCCUCCUUGUGCGCCCUUCCCUCCCUUCCCUGCGCGGGCGCCGCCUCCCGCCCGGUGCGCUCGGCUGUGCUCGGCUCCACGGCGCGGGCUCCGCGGCUGGCGCCUCCGGGUCAGCUUGGAAUCCCUGCCGCCGUGCCAUGCCAGGCCCUGGACACCACGCCACUUGCCCAGCCACCGCGCCCAGGUGGCCAUGAUCGGCCACAGCCGCAAUGGCAGUGCGGGGUGGCCGCUGGGUAGCGGGCCCGGUAUGCUGGGCCGCGACCCCCUGGACCCCGAAGCUGGUCGCCCUGAGCAGCCCCUGCAUGGCCCUGGGCUGCAGGUGCUGUUGGCCAAGAGCGAGCCUGCCCGCCUGUCCCCUGGCAGUCUCCGUGGGCAGCCCCAGGACCAAUCAGAGGAGGAGGACGAGGAUGAGGAGGAUGAGGCUGACCGCCCGAGGGCCAGGGCCCGGCCACCCACUGUGGGCCACCGGCUGGGGCACCGGCGGGCACUGUUCGAGAAGCGGAAGCGGCUCAGCGACUAUGCACUCAUCUUCGGCAUGUUUGGCAUUGUCGUCAUGGUGACAGAGACAGAGCUGUCCUGGGGUGUCUACACCAAGGCAUCCCUGUACUCCUUUGCCCUGAAAUGCCUCAUCAGCCUGUCCACAGUCAUCCUGCUGGGCCUUGUUGUGCUGUACCACGCCCGGGAGAUCCAGCUCUUCAUGGCUGACAACGGCGCGGACGACUGGCGCAUCGCCAUGACCCGCGAGCGAAUCCUGCUCAUCUCGCUGGAGCUGGCAGUGUGUGCCAUCCACCCGGUGCCCGGCCACUACCGCUUCACCUGGACGGCGCGACUGGCCUUCACGUACGCGCCGUCGGUGGCCGAGGCCGACGUGGACGUGCUGCUGUCCAUCCCCAUGUUCCUGCGCCUCUACCUGCUGGGCCGCGUUCUGCUGCUGCACAGCAAGAUCUUCACGGACGCGUCGUCGCGCAGCAUCGGCGCGCUCAACAAGAUCACCUUCAACACGCGCUUCGUCAUGAAGACGCUCAUGACCAUCUGCCCCGGCACCGUGCUGCUGGUCUUCAGCAUCUCCUCCUGGGUCAUCGCCGCCUGGACCGUGCGUGUGUGCGAGAGGUACCAUGACAAGCAGGAGGUGACUAGCAACUUCCUGGGGGCCAUGUGGCUCAUCUCCAUCACCUUCCUGUCCAUCGGCUAUGGAGACAUGGUGCCACACACCUACUGCGGGAAGGGUGUGUGCCUGCUGACUGGCAUCAUGGGAGCUGGCUGCACCGCGCUAGUGGUGGCUGUGGUGGCCCGGAAGCUGGAGCUCACCAAGGCCGAGAAGCAUGUGCACAACUUCAUGAUGGACACACAGCUCACCAAGCGGGUAAAAAAUGCGGCUGCUAAUGUUCUCAGGGAGACAUGGCUUAUCUACAAACACACCAGGCUGGUAAAGAAGCCAGACCAAGCUCGGGUUCGGAAACACCAGCGUAAGUUCCUCCAAGCCAUCCAUCAGCUCCGCAGCGUGAAGAUCGAGCAGGGGAGGCUGAACGACCAGGCCAACUCGCUGGCCGACCUGGCCAAGACCCAGGGCAUCAUGUACGAACUGCUGUCAGAGCUGCAUGGCCAGCACGAGGAGCUGGAGGCCCGCCUGGCCAUGCUCGAGGCCCGCCUGGACUCAUUGGGCGCCUCCCUGCAGGCGCUGCCUGGCCUUGUCGCCCAAGCCACGCGGCCACUGUCACCCCGGCCCGGACCUGGUCCUGGCCCAGCAGCCCUGAGCCCACCCCAUCGCUGGCUGCCCACUGGCCCCUCAGACUGCGGCUGACCCCUGCCCACCUGGACCCCAAUCUUGGCCAUCGUGUGGCUGGCAGCCCGGACUGCACCCCUGGGGCUUGAGACGCAGGAGCUGGGCCCCAGGACCACUGGGCAUCUUCUGGCCACCAGCCUGGGACUGUGCCCAGUAGCAGCUGGGAGCGUUCUCACCCGUCCAUGGAGACUCAGGGCCCACACACUUUGGCUUGGCCCUUGCACUGGGCCCGAGGGACACCAGUUCCCAGACCUCACUCACCCACAGCCAUGCCGGGCCAUGCGGUUGGGGACAGCUCUUUGGAGCCAUCAAUGCCAGCCCUAUCUGCAGCCACCCGGCCAAGGACAGGGCCAGGUGCUGGGCGAAGGAGGCAGCAGAUGUCGGAUGCUGGGCCCUGGCCAGUGCAGGCGGUGCCGUGGGCAAGGGGUCCAUGGGCCACUGCACUCAAGUUUGGCAUCCAGUGUUUGAAGGCUUGGGGUGUAAAUUCCAAGGGCAGGGUGGUGGCGAGAGGGAAACUCAGGCUUAGAAGGCCAAACACGUGCCCAAGGCCAGGCGGUGAGUGCAGAGGGAUGCAACGAGCCAUACUUAAUUCCAACUGGGGCCCAGAGGCAGACCUCUGACUGGGCACGGUGGCACACACUUGUAAUCUCAGCACCUGAGAGGCUGAGGCAGGAGGAUCGCCACAAAUUGGAGGCCAGCCUGGGCUACAUGGGGAGCCUCUGUCUCAAAAAAUAAAUAAAUAAAAGUCAAUGAAACAACA